Molecule: messenger RNA, 5248 nt
Organism: Cynocephalus volans (Philippine flying lemur)
Lineage: Eukaryota; Metazoa; Chordata; Mammalia; Dermoptera; Cynocephalidae
Gene: FECH
Product: ferrochelatase
Exons: 11
Coding region: 4-1416 (470 amino acids)
Biological process (GO): heme biosynthetic process
Cellular component (GO): mitochondrion
Molecular function (GO): protoporphyrin ferrochelatase activity
Source: RefSeq, a predicted model, not a curated record
CAAAUGAGAGGCGCGCCUCCAGGGCUUCGGCGGCCGCUGCGCGAGAUCGGGCGGCCUGGGGCUUCGAGCGUCCCCCGGCUCGGCGCUAUCCCGGCAGAGAUACCUGAGCGCUCCGCCGCGGUUGGAACCCAGGUCCGGGCCGACGCUGUUCCGGGAAUGCUUUCAGUUUGCACAAACAUGGCUGCGGCCCUGCGAACUGCGGGUGCCCUGCUCCGCGAUCGGCUGGUGCCGGGCAGCGUGGCCCAUCAGCCAUGGAGGUGCAAGUCAGAUGCAGCAGUGGCCGCAGAAACAGCCCAACGUGCCAGAAGUGCAGAACCUCAAGUCCACCCGGAGAAGAGGAAGCCAAAAACUGGAAUAUUAAUGAUGAAUAUGGGAGGCCCUGAAACCCUGGGAGAAGUUCACGACUUCCUUCUGAGGCUCUUCUUGGACCGAGACCUCAUGACGCUGCCUGUUCAAAAUAAACUGGCACCAUUCAUCGCCAAACGUCGAACCCCCAAAAUUCAAGAGCAGUACCGCAGGAUUGGAGGGGGGUCCCCAAUCAAGAUGUGGACUUCCAAGCAAGGAGAAGGCAUGGUGAAGCUGCUGGAUGAGCUGUCCCCCAACACAGCUCCUCACAAAUACUAUAUUGGAUUCCGGUAUGUCCAUCCUUUGACAGAAGAAGCAAUUGAAGAGAUGGAGGGAGACGGCGUGGAGAGGGCCAUUGCUUUCACGCAGUACCCACAGUACAGCUGCUCCACCACGGGCAGCAGCUUAAAUGCCAUUUACAGAUACUAUAAUGAAGUGGGACGAAAGCCUAGGAUGAAGUGGAGCACUAUUGACAGGUGGCCCACACAUCCGCUCCUCAUCCAGUGCUUUGCAGACCACAUUCUGAAAGAACUGGACCAUUUUCCACUUGAGAAGAGAAGCGAGGUGGUCAUUCUGUUUUCUGCUCACUCACUGCCAAUGUCUGUGGUCAACAGAGGGGACCCCUAUCCUCAGGAGGUAGGUGCCACUGUCCAAAAAGUCAUGGAAAGGCUGAGUUACUCCAACCCUUACCGACUGGUCUGGCAGUCCAAGGUUGGUCCAAUGUCCUGGUUGGGUCCUCAAACAGAUGAGGCUAUCAAAGGGCUUUGUCAGAGGGGGAGGAAGAAUAUCCUUUUGGUACCAAUAGCAUUUACCAGUGAUCACAUUGAAACGCUGUAUGAAUUGGAUAUCGAGUACUCUCAAGUUUUAGCCAAUGAGUGUGGAGUUGAAAACAUCAGAAGAGCAGAGUCUCUUAAUGGAAAUCCAUUGUUCUCUAAGGCCCUGGCUGACUUGGUGUCCUCGCAUAUCCAGUCUAAUGAGCUGUGCUCCACACAGUUGACGCUGAGCUGUCCUCUCUGCGUAAACCCUGUCUGCAGGAAGACUAAAUCCUUUUUCACCAGCCAGCAGCUGUGACCUCCGCCUGAAGACCACAUGGGAUUAGGCAAAUGCCCAACUUUCAGAUACCCCCAAUGGGGAGGGGGACAUUAGAGAUCAAGGAGCAAAGCCACAUUAGUACAUGUGCCAGCCUUUAGGCACAAAUUUCAUGAUUUCUUGAGGAGCUGACUCUGAAAUCCUUAUUGAGGGAUUUCUAUUUUUAUAUACCUGUACAGUAAGCAUUUAUAUUCCCUCUGUCUGGGUGAAGUUACUAGUUUGGAAUGUCCACGAGGACAUUAAAAAAAUGAACUUUAAAAAUUUAUUUUAUGAGAUGCACAUCUAUUUUAAAUACAGAUUUUGGUUUUAUUGCCCAAAAAACCUCCUGAAAGGGUAUGGAGAGUCCCCUGUGUGUGCUGUCACGAUGAAUGAGAUCUGUUUACAGUUCCAUGCAUAUAGUUGUAGUUCUUUAAAUGAACAUAGUUGGGUAUAUGAAAUGUAAUUUGAAAGAGAAAUGUUACCUGGUCUUUCCCCACGCCUGUGGGUUGCAGAAUGGCAGUGAGGUAGUUUGGUUACCUACAAUGUCUGCUUUUGUCAGUGAGGCCACCAUCAAUUGUCGUUUUGGCAUUUGUGAAUGGGUCUCACUUUCCUCACCAUAAAACUGAAUCAAGUACAGAUUUCAGAAGUGCUCUGAGAUUCCCCAGGCACACAAGGCUAAUAAACUUGUAGAAAGCCAGCGUUAGUUAUCCAUGCCUUGGUAGGAGUCAGUGGUGCCACAGGGAAGGGGUUCCCGCUGCUUUCUGUCUCCAGGGACAGCACUGCUGGGAAGUGCUAAUGUCUUUAAAUCUCCUCCCGGACUCUAGCAAGCCUUCUCAGCCGGGGCCAGCAUCAUCUUUAUCUUAGCUGAAGUCUCCUUUCUGCACAUUUAACAAUUAUUUUAUAAAGCCAACUACAUUUUGUAACCUUGAAGUCUUUCUUACUUACAAUUUUUUAUUAUAAAAAUUAUAUAGCCAUACAAGAGGACAUUAGGAAAAAACAAAAAGGAAAAAUAACCACUCCAAUGCAACAAAUGCUGUCAUAUUAUCUUAUUUUAUGCCAGUCUUUUCCUGUGGAUAUAUUUAAUGCCAUUGCCACCUUGAAUUUGUGAGUGAAAGGUUGUUCUAAAAAUGUAGAAAUAAUGUUGGAUUAGAAUCUGAUCUUCUAUAUUUGAAUUUAAAUGGAUUAAAAGAUCUCUGAUGGAUCCAUGAGGAAACUGUAAUGAUCACUUUCUCUUUCCUCCAAGCCCUAAAACUUUGCUCUUCAAAAGAGCAUUUCAUUUUUUUUUUUUUUUUUAAAGCCAUUUCAUAAAGUGGAAGUAUUAGGGGAUUCAUAGAUUUUCUAUAUUCAGGAUUUGCUGCUAGUAAGUGUUAGGACAUCACUGAGGUUUUAACCAGUUUGAUUCAUGCUGUCUGUUUAAUCAAAACUGAUCAAAAUUAAUCAAAAUGGUUAAAUAUGAGGAAUUUACAUUGUAGUACAGGAAAGAAACACAUCAUUCACUUUAGUUAAUUUGAGGAUUCUUCAAAAAGUUCAUGGAAGUAUUAGCAUUAUCUUUUAAUUCUGUUUUUCCAUGAACUUUUUGAAGUACGCUCGUAGUUUUCCUACACUGGCAAUGACACUUAAAUUUGAGUAAGUGUCUUUUUUUUUCUUUUUCUUUUCAAAUUGGCUGUUACAUUAGUAGGUUCUGUUGUUUCUGGAGGCAUAGAUCAUUUGGAAUUUUCCUCUAUCCGUUUCCAUUAACCUUUUUGGGGAUUAGGUUCAAAGUAGACUUUGAAUGGCUGUCGCAUAGUGGAGUGACGUCUCUGGGUUAGUGGCAUGGCGCUAGAAGGCCGGUUAUGCUGGGAACCAUUCUCCCUCCUUAAGGAAACUUGCUGUCUGCCUCACUUCAACUGCUUUAGUAGUGAAAAUAUAAUUAUUAUGGAGAUGUUGCAGCAAAUUCUAAUUCAGAAGUCCUUGCUAGGGCAUCUGAAGCCCCUCAUUUGCUAAGGAAACUUCAAAUCAACAGUGACUGGGCUGUCUGGAAUAGUAUCCUUGGUACUGAGUUUGGACCAGACUGGCCUUUGUAGUGAGAGGCAAGGGAGGAUUUAAUGGGAUCACUGCCGGUGGUGUUACCUUUGACUGUUAUUUAUUUUUUGGCCACUGGCCAGUACAGAGAUUGGAAUGCUUGACCUUCGUGUUAUAACACUGCACUCUAACCAACUGAGCUAAGUGACCGGCUCCUUUGACUGUUAUUAACUAUAGAUGGGUAAGGGGUCAUAUGCGAGGGUAGCAUUUGAUAGGACAAAAUCUUUCUAGAGCUAAUAGUCUUUGAGAAUUGUUUUCCUAUUUGUCCACUUUGAAAUACAAAUGUUUGCCCUGAUAAUUAGCAAUGAACUGCCAGCAGUUUCUUCAAGCUGAGCUUAUGUACAGACCUGGCUUUUAAUUGAUGAAUGAACUUCUGCAGAAAACUUGAAGGGGCCAUGUUGAUGAGGCAGUUUAGCUUGCCAAGGGGAUUAUAAGGCCAGGUCCCUGCAUGUACAGUGCAGGAAGAGGAGCUCUUCUAGAGAAUAUGUAUUCUUGAACUACUUACUUUUUUAAAAUUAAAUUUUUGCAAUCAAAGAAAAUUUGCUUCAUAUCAGAAGAAAUGAACUGCUUCUUAAAAGCCCUUUAAAUUAUAUCAGUGGCAUGUUGGUGCUGACUAAAUAGUAAAAAUCCGUGACUUUUCCUGAUAAUACCUCAGAUAUUAUCAGGAAAAGAUAUCUUUGUUCAAGAAAUUCGUGAGCAGAAUGCAAUAUUUCUCUACGAUUCCACUGAAUUUUUUUUUUUAUGGCUGAAACUAUUUAGACGAUGAUUAUGUAGGUGUGAAGAGAAAGUGGAAUUUUCUGCUCCAAAUUGCCCAAACUAAGCCUGUCAGAAAGUACAUUAUAUCAACAAUCCUAAAGUAAUAUUUGUGUUUUCAGCCGACCUUAAAAAUAAAUCUUUCUUUCUCAUUUCAGUUUCUUUUUGGGGGAAAUACACCGAUGUGAUGGGAUAGGUCUCAGAAUGAAGUCACUACGUUUGUUUCUCUGAGCUAAUCUGUUCUCAUAAAUUGGGUAUUUAAUUCAAAAAACCGUAGUUUAAGGCAUGUAAGAACAUUUGCUCAAUCUUAUAGUUCAGGCAUGUAAGAGAGCGUUUGAUCAAUCUGAUACCCCUGUGUUUAUUCAGACUGUUAAUACACUUCCAGGGUGAGCGGAUCAGGCUGCUGCCACGCCCUAAGUAGCGCAGUAAGACCUGCACCUGCUCAAAGUGUAGAUGGCCACGUGGCACUGGAAGUUCUGGCGGCUCCGCUGGUGACGGGCCGGGGAUGUAGCAAUGAGCACCUUGCGCAGCUGCAGCGGCAGAGCCAGAUUUAAAGCUGGCGGCCUUAAGAACGCAUAUCCGUGUGUGCACGUGCGCAUGUGCGCGCAGGUGCUUACGCCAGGAACCUCUGACCCUUCUUGUGCCUCUCACCUCUUCACCUAGCCUGAAAAAUCUUUUUUUCCCCAGACUCCUGAGAAUGGCACAGAAACAGGUUUCCCAACAGUAGGUGGGAAUGGGAAAUUCGUUGUGUUGUCACAAGCUAGGAAAAGAAUAUUCUGAGUUGACACAAACUAGUGCCCUAAAUUCAGAUUACUCAGUUUCUCAGUUGUUAAUAGCAAGAUAGGGAUUCCUCAGAGGAAGACAAAAGCUCAUCAUUUCUUUUAUUAUUUCUGAAAAUUAUAAAAUUGAAAACAUUUAAUUAAGGUCGUGCCCUGGAAAGACUUUGCAAAUAUUGUUCACAGGAGUUUUGUUCUAAUUGCCAAAUAAUUGAGAUUCGUUUAUAAUAAACCACUUGUGCAGU